UUGAAAUCCCUGAGAGCAGGAGCAGAGGCAGAGAGAAGGAGUGAGAGAAGGAGUGAGAGAAGGAGAGAGAGAAGGACGUGAGGAGCAUGAGGAGCUGAGGAGGAACUUUAUGAAACUUCUUCUUCUCCGUGGAUCCUCUGCUCUCUUCUCCCCAUGAGUGCUGCGAGUGUGCUGUCUUUCAGUCCGUCGGCGAUGCCCGGCCCGGUCAUGGAUGUGGCCAUGAGAUUCUACAUCAGCCACUCGCCCCCCCCCCUCCGGGGUUUCCUCAGCUCCUACGAGGAUCUGCAGCGAGCCAACAACCGGGUCAACCAGUCGGCCGCCGCCGCCGGGCGCCACCACCACCAGCGGCGCUACCAGCCGCUGCGGCCCUGCCUCAGCAGCCAGCACCGGGACGCCGGCGGCUGCGAGUCCUGGACCAACCGGGCCGGGAAGAAGCGGGUGGUGUUCGCCGACACCAAGGGGAUGUCGCUCACCGCCAUCCACGUCUUCUCCAAGUUCGACGACGAGCCGUACCAGACGAAGCGGGUCGGAGGCGUCGUGGAGGACCUGCAGUUCGACAUGACCGACCUGGAGGCCGCCGCCAAGGAGCUGAAGAUCAGCCCGGCCGGCCGCCUGGCGCUGGACUUCAGCCAGCCCUCCGCCGACUACCUGGACUUCCGGAACCGCCUGAUCCAGAACUCGGUCUGCUUGGAGAACUGCUCCCUGCAGAAGCGCUCGCUGACCGGAACCAUCAAGGUCCGGAACCUCGGCUUCGAGAAGUCGGUGCAGGUGCGCACCACCUUCGACUCGUGGAGCAGCUUCACGGACGUGGCGUGCACCUUCAUGAACAACGUGUACGGCUGCCCGGACACGGACACCUACGCCUUCGUGCUGGAGCUGCCGGCCCACGUGCCGCCGCAGAACCACGUCCAGUUCUGCAUCUGCUUCCAGGUCCAGAGUCAGACCUUCUGGGACAAUAACGACGGCAAGAACUACGUCCUCAAACACGUGGGCCUGAACGGCGAGGACCUGAACGAUCGCUCGUCCCAGACUCCUGCCGAGCACAAGAAGAGUCCGGAGCAGAGCGGCGGGGGGGUGAAGCUCCUGGAGCUGGACUUCGAUCAGUUCGGGAGCCCGCGCAUGUCCAGCGGCCUGUUCCCCGGCUGGCAGAGCUGGGGUCAGAUCGAUAACAAGGUGCCUUACUGGUGAGAGCGGGGGGGGACUCGGUGGAACCGGAGCAAAGCAAACAACCGAUGCUUUCCAGCAGAGGAAGAACCCAGAAGGUUCCGUGCUCAGCUGACCUGAGAACUGAGACACACCUUCCUCUGCUGGGAACUACACAAGUGCCUUCAAAGUAAAACACACACACACACACAGUAUCUGUACAAUCCACAGCUAAUGUCUGAUGUGUUCAACGUGCACUGAGUGAUUGAGACCCGCCUCUCAAUGUGAACCUGUGGAGUGAAGCAGCAGAAGAGGAUGAAGUCCUUCAUAUUGAAGGAAACGCACGGGGACGACUCUGCUGAAGCAAACACAGCUGAUUCAUUUCACACUAAACUUUUGCACCUUCAGAAACGUAAUUAAACACGAUUGAAAGUUGAGGUCACGCUGCCCCUGGUGUCCCGCGCUGUGAACUGCACAUGUUUGACUGAUGCUAAAUGUUUGGAUGAUGUAAUUUUGGGGAAAGUUUGUAAAGGAACUGAGCUGCUAUCAAAGGACGAGUCUCUGAAUGUGAUUGGUUGCCUCGAAUGAGGAAGAAGUUUGGAAAUGUGUGUGUGGUUGUCGUAUGUCGGGCGAGAGAUGGUGUAAAUACCGAAUGUUUGUGUUUGCCUGUUUUCACAAGUGCAAUUCUGUGAUGAGUGUAAAGUACGUGAGGCAGGGAUCGAGAUUCUUCUGUCUUUGAAAUGAUUUAUAUAUUUCUUUAGGGUCUGCGCACACACAAGUUGUGUGUUUCCCCUGAAGGUGUGUGUAGCUGACAAGCACUGCGUCAGGCAUGUAUUCCCCUUUUCUCAAAUAAAUUUCUAUAUUUGUGCUAAAAGA
This is a messenger RNA of Limanda limanda (common dab), 2019 nucleotides long. It is a transcript of the gene ppp1r3ca, whose product is annotated as protein phosphatase 1, regulatory subunit 3Ca. Gene Ontology annotation, molecular function: glycogen binding; protein phosphatase 1 binding. Lineage: Eukaryota; Metazoa; Chordata; Actinopteri; Pleuronectiformes; Pleuronectidae. The transcript has 2 exons. Gene Ontology annotation, cellular component: protein phosphatase type 1 complex. Gene Ontology annotation, biological process: regulation of glycogen biosynthetic process. Bases 154 to 1188 code for a protein of 344 amino acids. The record is from RefSeq and is a predicted model, not a curated record.